Molecule: messenger RNA, 1940 nt
Organism: Nematostella vectensis (starlet sea anemone)
Lineage: Eukaryota; Metazoa; Cnidaria; Anthozoa; Actiniaria; Edwardsiidae
Product: myosin light chain kinase, smooth muscle
Exons: 6
Coding region: 134-1867 (577 amino acids)
Biological process (GO): cell adhesion; axon guidance
Cellular component (GO): plasma membrane
Molecular function (GO): protein binding
Source: RefSeq, a predicted model, not a curated record
CCACAAGGACAGUUCUGCAACGGUACAACCGUUCACCUCAGAUCUUUAUCACGAGGACCGUACGCCAUAAAUACGGGACGCAUCGAGGAACGCAGUGACUGCGAUUGCAACUUUCAUCUCAAAUCGUCGACAGAUGGAAGACGAGAAACCUUUGGUUAAAAGAAUGUUCGGGAGCCCGCUUUCGCCCGCGGUAGUCGCAGUGGCUGUGCUUGCCCUUGUGUUUGGCUGUGGAGAGUUCGUCAGAGUCGAGAUCAAACUAAGCGAGCAGUCGACACGCAUCCGGGAGCUUGAGAACAUGUUGAAAACACGCGACUGUUUUGAACACCGACAUGCAGCCCCCAGUGACGCAAAAAGAGAUGCGCACCAACGCCAACGAAGGGCAGCCCCGACCCCUACCCCCACGGGAGGACAAAUCCUUAGUUUACAGCAGCAGCUCGCAGCGAUAACAAAGACCUUGGCAGUACUUGCCGCUAGUAAAACGCAGUACGUACAAGGACCCCCUGGAAAUCAAGGCCCCCCUGGACCUAAAGGAGAUAAAGGCCGCCCUGGAAAACGAGGACGACGUGGACCAGCAGGGCCUCCGGGUCAACCUGGAGCCGACGGAAAACAGGGUAUCCGGGGCCCACCGGGAAUCAAGGGUGAGAGGGGGCCGAAAGGGGAUGUUGGGCCUCGUGGGCUUAAGGGGGAGCCUGGGAGAAUAAGGAACGCCCCGAGAGCAGAGAUCUCACCACGAGAACUGAACGUCAACGCAAGUGCGUCUGCACAACUGAAUUGCUCGAUUAUUAGCGGUGACCCAAACGCAGUCGUCAGCUGGAAGAGGAUUGGUGGUGAUUUGCCUGGUAACAGGUCACGCGAUGAUGGCCGCGGGGGAUUGGUGAUCAGAGACGUUAGGAGCAGUGACGCGGGAAUGUAUGAGUGUGCAAGCGCGGGUGGACUGGGCAGGUCACGUGACGUAGCACUUGUGUCGGUAAAUGUCCCCCCUCAAGUGUCGCUCACUCGCGGGCCAACGCAAGUCAUAGUAGGGCACAACGUCACGCUACCAGCAUGUCACGUGACCGGAUACCCCACUCCCCGAGUCACAUGGUACUUGAACAAAGGUCCCCUCCCGAACCGCGCGUCGGUCACGCCGAAUAACAGCGUCGAGUUGUUAUCGAUUCAAGCUCGAGACGCAGGGGCGUACAUCUGCCAGGCUGAGAAUAAGAUGGGGCGCGCGAUGGCAAGCACUAUCCUUCAGGUCGAGCCGAAGUUGGCAUUUACCUACAAGCCUCCAAGCGAGAUAAAAAUGAGUGGAGGAUCUACCAUAACCCUGGCCUGUAGCGUCAAUAAAAAGGCUAUAAUCACGUGGAGUGGGAGUUAUCCCAAUGGAAGGACUGAACGGAAUGGCAACACGCUGACAAUCAAGUAUUCCACCUACAAUGAUGCUGGAUUGUAUACAUGCCGCGCUCAGGCCGGUGACGAAGUGGUGACGGCGACGACAUAUCUACGGUACAAAUGCAAGCAGGGCUGGUAUUACUACAAUGGCAAAUGCUAUCAUUACUCGUCCUUUGAGGAGACCUGGACCCAGGGCCAGAGAUAUUGUUUGGAUCAGGAUGCUGACUUAGCAAUCAUUAACGACCGCGAAGAGAACGAGUUCAUCCGAACCAUUGCGAAGUGUAAGGGUGGAAGCGGGUUCAUUGGGCUGAAGGGGGGAAAUGGCAAUUGGAAAUGGAUUGAUGACAGCUAUCCUCGGUACACCAACUGGGACUCUAGUUCGGGACACUCCGGGAUGUACGUUUAUUUGAGCUCAUCAAGCGGUAAAUGGGGCACGAUCUCCUCGUCAAGCUGGAAGGAUUAUUUUCUUUGUGAAAGGAAUGCGUAUAACUUCUAAGAGAAACUAAACUAAGAGACGCAAGGGUACCACUCAAGCCAUUGAUUUGAAAUAAAAGCCUAUACACCUGCAA